UUCCCACGCAUCCCACCUUCCCAAAAAAAAAAACAAAAAACUGGUUCAAAGACAGAACCUCCGGCAGAAAGCAGCAAAAUACUUCCAACAACCACCCACUCCCAUCCUCCCUCUUUGAUCCCCAAUUCCCUGUUCUCCUCCGCUCCUUCCAAAACCGCCUCUUUUCUCCCUGAAAACCCCCGAGACCCCCUCCUUCCUCAUGGCCACCUUAUCCCUCCUCCCCUCUUCCUCCUCCUCCCUCAAAUCCUCUUUUCUUCGCCGCCAUGCCCUCGCCUUCCGUCCCUCCCUCCUCACCUCCCCCUGCCGCCACCUCAUGGCCCCCAUCCGAGCCCUCUCCUCCCCUUCCCCCUCCCCACCAGGCGCCCUCACCCAGGACGACCUCAAGAAGCUCGCCGCCGUCAAGGCCGUUGAGUACGUCACCAGCGGCAUGGUCCUUGGCCUCGGCACCGGCUCCACCGCCGCCUUCGUCGUCGCCGAGAUCGGGGCCCUCCUCACCUCCGGCAAGCUCACCGGCAUCGUUGGCGUCCCCACCUCCAGGCGCACCUUCGAGCAGGCUAAGUCCCUCGGCAUCCCCCUCUCCACCCUCGACGAUCACCCCUGCCUUGACCUCGCCAUUGAUGGUGCUGAUGAGGUGGACCCAGAUCUUAAUCUCGUGAAAGGACGUGGAGGGGCUCUUCUGAGGGAGAAGAUGGUAGAGGCUGCAUCGAAUAAAUUUGUCGUGGUUGUGGAUGAGACAAAACUCGUCCCUGGUUUGGGUGGGAGUGGGUUGGCAAUGCCGGUGGAAGUUGUGCAGUUCUGUUGGAAGUAUAAUCAUACGAGGUUGCAAGAGAUAUUUAAAGAAGAAGGAUGUGAGGCAAAGCUAAGAUUGGAUGCUGAUGGAAAACCUUAUGUUACUGACAAUUCAAACUACAUUGUGGAUUUGUACUUUAAAACACCAAUUAAGGAUGCACCAGCUGCAGGAAAGGAAAUCUCGGCCUUGGAAGGGGUUGUAGAGCAUGGGUUGUUUUUGGACAUGGCGAGCGCUGUUAUUAUUGCAGGGAAAGAUGGGGUAAGCAUCAAGUCAAAGUGAAUUUAUCAGGAGAUAUAGGUAAAAUUGUAAAUUGACCUUUCUUCCUUCUUCAAAUAUGGCUGAGUCAUAUUUUUGGUCACCAUUAUGUUCUAAUGGGCUGGAUGUGGUUUCCUUCAAUUGAAUAAAGAAAUAAUGAGGGAUUUAUUAUGUUCAAAAUGAACUCAUUGUUAAUUUUGAUUUUUAAUGUUUCAUUCUCUAGAUGACCUCCAAAUGCUCAAAAUAAAGGAGGGAUUUGUGUUGUGCUUAUGCAACCACCAUCUGUGGAAGUUAAAAGAACUAAUAAUCAUAUCUUUUCA
This is a messenger RNA of Elaeis guineensis (African oil palm), 1365 nucleotides long. Its product is annotated as probable ribose-5-phosphate isomerase 3, chloroplastic. Gene Ontology annotation, molecular function: ribose-5-phosphate isomerase activity. NCBI's taxonomy places the organism in Eukaryota, Viridiplantae, Streptophyta, Magnoliopsida, Arecales, Arecaceae. Gene Ontology annotation, biological process: pentose-phosphate shunt, non-oxidative branch. The record is from RefSeq and is a predicted model, not a curated record.